Molecule: messenger RNA, 1662 nt
Organism: Strongylocentrotus purpuratus (purple sea urchin)
Lineage: Eukaryota; Metazoa; Echinodermata; Echinoidea; Camarodonta; Strongylocentrotidae
Product: 26S proteasome non-ATPase regulatory subunit 11
Exons: 11
Coding region: 24-1310 (428 amino acids)
Biological process (GO): ubiquitin-dependent protein catabolic process
Cellular component (GO): proteasome regulatory particle, lid subcomplex
Molecular function (GO): structural molecule activity
Source: RefSeq, a predicted model, not a curated record
AAGCAGCGAAAAAGCAUGUUAUCAUGAUUUCAUUGCAUACUACCAAUACCAAAAUGGAAGGAGAGUUUGAAAAGGCAACAGCUCUAAUUUUGACAGAUACUAGUUCUGCUCUUGCAAUAUUUCACAGUAUUGUCAAGCAAGAUGUGGAUCUUGAAAAUGAAGAAGGGGUCCGGAUCAAGGAACAGAGCAUUAUGGAGCUUGGCAAGCUCUUGGCCAAGUCAAAACAGGCUGAUGAGCUUGGUGGUUUGAUUAAGUUCACCCGUCCCUUCCUAGCAAUGGUUAGCAAGGCCAAGGCAGCCAAACUGGUGAGAGGUAUGGUGGAUCUCUUCUUAGAUAUGAAUGCAGAUACAGGUAAAGAGAUUGAGCUUUGCCAGGAAUGUAUAGACUGGGCUACCAAUGAGAAACGAGUAUUCCUGCGCCAAGCUCUCGAAGCCAGACUGAUAGCCCUCUACCACGACACCAAGAAAUACACAGAUGCCCUAUUAGUAGGUGCUAGGUUAUUGAAAGAACUGAAGAAGUUAGAUGACAAAGCUUUGCUCGUUGAAGUCCAGCUACUAGAAAGUAAAGUCUAUCAUGCUCUCAGCAAUCUUCCCAAAGCCAGAGCUGCACUAACCUCGGCUAGAACAACAGCCAAUGCAAUCUACUGUCCACCCAAGCUUCAAGCAGCCUUAGACAUGCAAUCAGGUGUCCUGCAUGCUGCUGACGAAAGGGACUUCAAGACAGCUUUCUCAUAUUUCUACGAGUCUUUUGAAGGCUAUGACUCGGUAGACAAUCCAAAGGCUAUCGAUGCCCUCAAGUACAUGUUGCUGGCCAAGAUUAUGUUGAACUGUGCUGAUGAUGUGCAGUCAAUAGUAAGUGGGAAGCUAGCUCUCCGACAUGCAGGCCCCAGUGUAGAAGCCCUGAAGAGUAUAGCGAACGCCAGCAAGAAUCGGUCACUCUCUGAGUUUCAAACAACACUUCAGAAGUAUCCCUCAGAGCUGCAAGAGGACCCGAUCAUCAACGCACAUCUAGCGUCUCUGUAUGACAAUCUGUUAGAGCAGAAUCUGUGCCGUAUCAUUGAACCGUUCUCCAGGGUGCAGGUUUCUCACAUAGCAAGCAUCAUUAAGCUACCUCUGGACCUGGUGGAGAGAAAGCUGUCACAAAUGAUUUUAGACAAGAAAUUUCAUGGUAUUCUUGAUCAAGGUGAAGGCGUCCUGAUCGUCUUUGAGGAACCCGUCGUUGACCAAACCUACGAGAUGGCUCUCGAGACCAUCACAAACAUGGGCAAAGUGGUCGACGCCCUCUAUCAGAAGACAAAGAAGUUGUAUUAGGGGGUGUAAGACUUAAAGCCCAUCUGCACUAGCUUGGCAUGGAGGGAUCAGACCACCCUGCAGGUGGUUAUCUCAUCAAAUCAGCUCUCAAUUAACAUAAGAAAAAGGGCAUGAUGGGGAUCAACAGGUACCGCUUAGGCAUUGUUAGCUGUAUAGAGGGCGCAAGUAGCUAUAAGUUGUGCAGUAGGGCUUUAAGAACAAGGCUUAUCACACGGUUCCACUUGAUCGUCCAGGCAGCUCUCGCACAGAUUAGGGGUCCAGGGGGGUGUUUCACAAAGAUCCUAAGGUUGAACUUAGCUCUAAGUUGGACUUAGCAUCUAUGAAAAUAUUUUGUAAAAGUUAUUUUAAAAAG